CGUCCCGGCAUGCCUCGCGCGCGGCCCGCGGGGCGGGCUCUCCUCACACAAAGGCGCAGCGCUGGGAAAAUGGCGGCUACAGCGGCGGUCGGGGCGGCCACGGAGAACGCCGGCGGCAAAGUAGAGGCACCCGCGGCUGCCGCGGCGACAGCGGCGGCUCCGCAACCACCUAACGGGGCCGGGGGUGCUGUGGGGCCGCCCCCUAAGAGUGAAGGUGAACGACCAAGCCAAAAUGAAAAAAGGAAAGAGAAAAGUGUCAAAAGAGGAGGAAAUCGCUUUGAGCCAUAUGCUAAUCCUGCUAAGAGAUACCGAGCUUUUAUUACAAAUAUUCCCUUUGAUGUGAAGUGGCAGUCUCUGAAAGACCUGGUCAAAGAGAAAGUUGGUGAGGUAACAUACGUGGAGCUCUUAAUGGACGCUGAAGGAAAGUCAAGGGUAAGUGUUUGAGAGCUUUCUUCUGUGGAUUUUCUACAUGCCAAAUGUAACUGUAUGGUGGCGUCAGGAAGGUAGAGAGUGUGUAUGGUUAGUGGCUACACCAUAGGGCUGCUUAAAGCUGCUUUUGGGGUGGGUGGAGGUGGGAUGGGGCCUCGUAACCAGCGUUAGGGUGGUUUUCCACUGUGUUCAGUUGGCGUUGGCUGUUUGAAUGACCCAGGGACCCUAGCAGUAUGUAUAGUGUUAUGGAAUGUAAUGUAAUCCUUGCGUUUUGGAUAACGUCACUGUAGUGGUUUGCUGAAUUUGGAAGGCUAGUGUGCAAGAGCAGGUUCUGUAAGUACACUUCCUGUGCCAGGAAGUUAGUUCCUGUGCAUAAAUGUAUAGUGCCUUCAUAGGUCCUUUAGUCCAGUGACAGUAUCUCACAGGGAAAAACCCACUAGGAGCACACUUACUGUUGAAGGAGAUGGAUUUAGGGUGAGAGAAUAUGCUGAGGGCUUUGCUGGAUGCCAGGGAAGAUCAGGUCACGUGAAGCGUGUGGUAUUCUUCUUGGAGAAUCGGGACUUAGUUCUGUUUGUUCCAACUUCAGAAUCGACAGUUUAACCCCAUUAACACAAAUUAUAUCUUAUGGAAUUCAAGUAUUGGAGGCUUUAUUGCGUAAGAUUAUGUUUGGUUUUGCUACUAGGGCUGACUAAUGUGAUUUGACUUUAAAGCAAAGUAAAUGAGUUGUGUAUGUUGUGCUUUUACUGACUUGAUUUCUUCUUUCUUCCCUCCUCCCUGUGAAAUCGCCUGUGAAAUC
Molecule: messenger RNA, 1225 nt
Organism: Pezoporus flaviventris
Lineage: Eukaryota; Metazoa; Chordata; Aves; Psittaciformes; Psittacidae
Product: heterogeneous nuclear ribonucleoprotein M-like
Exons: 3
Coding region: 10-444 (144 amino acids)
Biological process (GO): alternative mRNA splicing, via spliceosome; regulation of mRNA stability involved in response to oxidative stress
Cellular component (GO): cytoplasm; post-mRNA release spliceosomal complex; nucleus
Molecular function (GO): mRNA binding
Source: RefSeq, a predicted model, not a curated record